Cherax quadricarinatus is the source of this 1256-nucleotide messenger RNA. RefSeq lists its product as uncharacterized. The record is from RefSeq and is a predicted model, not a curated record. Gene Ontology annotation, molecular function: N-acetyltransferase activity. NCBI's taxonomy places the organism in Eukaryota, Metazoa, Arthropoda, Malacostraca, Decapoda, Parastacidae.
ACACACACAGUAGUCACUCCCAGACACCAGAGGAGGGACGACACUAUCAACAUUACUCUAGAGUGACGUACCACUGAGCAAACUUAACAUGGCUGGUGAUUUAGAAAACACAGAGUUGGUGAUGUUGACUCCUGGUGACUUUGAAGAAGUGUCUCAACUGAUGGAACAUCACUUUCUCAAGAGGAACCCUCUUUGCAUAGUGGCCAAAGAAACGACUCCAGCGUGCUACGGCGAGUCUCUUGAUGUAAUAAUGAAAUUGACUUUGGAUUCUGGUCUGUCUGUCGGUGCCAGGGAGAAGAAGACGAAGAAGUUGGUGGCCAUCUUGUUAGCCACAAAAAAGGUGGAUCGACUGCGCAAAAAUGAUUCGCAUAAAUUGAGGAAGCAGCAGUGUGUUGUACACAGCGUCCUGGCCAUGAUUAAUGUUGAUGCUGCCAAGUUGGAAAGUAUUACAAGUUACUUAUGCUUGGAGUUUGUGUGUGUCCAUCCUGACUACACUGGUCGAGGCCUCGCACGCACGAUGAUCCAGAAAGUGCUGAAUAUGGAUCGUGAGUGCGGCGUAGAAGCUGUGUGUGUGCAGGUGGCCAACGCUAGCGUGGACAGGAUCUGUUCUCGUCUCGGCUUCGAAACUGUCAAGUCUCUGGACCUGAAAACCAUCGCUGAUGAGUUUGGCCUUGACCUCUCUCUCAUACCUCAGGAGGAAACUAUCAUCAAACUGAUGAUCAAACGGUGGACAGACUAGCUUUGUAGGCAGUUGUACAGCACUGACAUAAUUUAACCUUAGGCUAAACUGCCUGUGUGGUCAUACUGAUAGGUCAUACUCUCAUUCCCCAUUUGCUGUGUCAUACAGCGAAUGGGGAAUGAGAGGACAGCUCCAUUUCCCAGUAACCGGCAUCGAAACAUCCCGGCCUUCAAGAGAAUGACUCUCAUUGGUACGUAGUAAAUUUACAGCAAUACUUUCUCCAGAUAAAAAAAAUACUCCUCAUUCCUGAUCACUUCUUGGAUACUUAAUUAUUGUUGUUGCUCUACCAUAGUUGUUUUUGUUGUAGGUGUCGUUGGCAUAAAAUGAGAUAGCUUUUAAUAUGACAAUUUUUCGCUUGAUUUACAAACUUUCACAUUACUGAGACAUCAGUGCAGGGGCAAGUGGGUGGUGGUGGUGUUACUCUGAGACCUUGGUAAACAAACACAAUACUGAAGAUUGAGACACUUAUGUAGCAUAUGGGAAUCUUUAUUCAGGAAACGUUUCGCCACAGAGUGGC